AAAAUGUAAUAUUAUAAAUCUAAUAUAUAGAUUUAAUUUGAUAAACAAUGACCUUAUACUUUGACAUACGAGUGCAAAAUCCUGAAACAGCUUCAAUAAACACAUUUGCAACUUGGCACAAUAAUUAUCCUUUAUUAGCUGUUUCUGCAUAUUCUCAAGACAAGGGUGGUUUUGUAAUUGUUUACGAUGAUCAAGGUGAACCUGUGCAGGACAUUGAGUCACCAGGACAUAUUGUAGCGCAAGUUACUGCACUCGGAUGGCAUCCUGAGAGAACAUGGUUGGCAGCAGGAUGGGAGAACGGAGAAUUGCGAGUAUGGCCAGGAGAUACCGGAACUCAAGAAUUCAGUGUAAUAGCAACUCCUCAUCGAGAGUCUAUCACAAUUCUGCAAUGGAGUCAGUAUGGUGGCUGUUUAGUAUCCGCAGAUACUGGUGGAUCUAUAGUUGGCUGGAAAAUAGAUUCCAGAGGACAACUUUUCAUGACAUUCCAUCAUGAAUUGAAAGAGUCUUUUACGCAAAUUGCAUUUAGAACAAAUCCCCCAAAACCAACUAUUGACAUUAGUGGGUUAGCAAAGGCAGCAGUUGCUGGUGAUGAAAGAGCCUUGGAUUUAUUUAGUUCGUGGCGACCAAGAACUGCUGCACCUACAGUGGUUUCAACUCAACGAGACAAUCAUGCAUUCUACAUUGGUACUGCAAAUGGCAUCAUAUAUUUUGUUGACUCUCAGGGACAAUGUAAGGAAGUUCUCAGUACUGAUGGUGCAACAUUAUAUUGCUUAUUGUAUCAUCAGACCAGAGACUCUAUCAUCAUCAUGACAGAGGGAUUAAAUAUUGGACACUUUCAAUCAGACACAAUCAGUGGAGAGCUCACUGAGUUGACAAAGGUAAAAUUAAAUAGCAGAAAUGAUAUAUCACGUACUGCUAGUACCACUCUAUGUUGGAUCAGUGGAAAUACCUUGGCUGUGCUCACAGGAGAACUCGCUAUCCGAUGUUGGGAUCUUCAUACAGGUGAUACAUACGUUCUCUCGCCUCCAGAUUCAUCUAAUGGAAAUAUUGCCACUCCUCAGGAAAUGUGUACCAGUUUGGCGUUUUGCAAAAGCAAUGAUACUUUGGCUGUUGGUACUAAUUUGGGAACAAUUUAUUUAUGGAAACGGAAAUCUUCCUCUGACAAUGAUGAGAAUGCCUGGCAAAACGUGCCAGAAUCUUGCGCGAUUCAUGGAACAGUGAAGCAAUUGACAUGGGGCAUCAGUUUAUCACGGAAUUCUCUUCUGGCUGUCAACUGCAUCACCAAUGUAUUUAUCUUGCGUCAACAGUCAAUGUGCGCUGUAUAUAAUAAUGGCAUUUGCGCGAGUCAGCUCACACCUACACAGAUUCUACUUGAGAUGGACGAACAGAGCUAUACGCUAAAGACAGACAUUCAAGUGCAAGUAAUUGCCGUUACAAAAGAGUAUGUCGCCGUUUCUUCCGGUAGACAAAUUAUUGUCAAUCGCAUUAACAAAAGUAUCAAUCUCAACACGACUGUAUUGGCGACCUUCACUUGUGAUACCGAAAAGAUGCUCAUUUAUGAGCAUACAUUGAUUGUGUUGACUCCAAUAAACAUUCAGUUGCGAUCUAUAGAAGGUUCUGUCAUUCAGACAUUACCUUCUUUACCAGAAGAGGGUGAACCGAUCACGAUGGAAUUAACAGGACAGUAUUUGACAGUUGCGUCAUUGAAUGGUAUCCUGAAAAUAUGGGAUCUAGGCAAGCAUGAGGCUAAAUUACAUACUCGAGCUAUGGCGACAUAUGAGGCAAUCAGUGACUUUGCCGAAAUCAUUGAGGCCAGAUGUAAUUCGGAUUGCCGUUGUGUCUCGAUCACUGUGGCAAUGGCGAAUCUUAUGCCUAGUCCGAUUUUAUAUGUUUGGGACAUUGAAAGCGAUCAAGUCCAUGAGUUCGAUUUUGGAGAGUCAAACGACAUCAUUGAUGAUGAUUCCACGUUAAUUACACAAUGCAAAGGAAGAUUGGUUACGGCACAUUGCUGGGAUAUGGAAGAUCCCAGAUUACUGGUAUGUCGAGCUCAAAGAUUGGAUAGCCGUGAUUCUAAGAGUUAUAAAAGCGGCGAUCAGAUUACACAAGCUCCUGUAGUAUUGGUAUCAUUAUUCGCAACAUCAGACCAUAGUAUUGUCGUACAAGACGUGAAACCAAUAGCUGACGAGAAUUGUCGAUUAUUAGGUGUGCAUUCGCCAUAUAUCGUUAUCCUGAACUCUGAAAAGAGUUUAGAUAGAAACAGUAAGAUUGUGCAGUUGUUAAUGAGAGACUUUGAAGAAUUGGGAGAUUGCGAUUCUGUCACGAAAAAGGCAGUGAUGGAUUUCAGUUAUCAUAUUAGUGUAGCAAAUAUGGAGGAGGCUUUUAAAGCCAUUAAAUCCAUAAAAAACGAGGCUGUUUGGAAGAGCUUAGCCAAAAUGUGUGUAAAAACAAAGCAAUUAAACAUGGCUCUUCUCUGUCUGGGUCACAUGAAGCUAGCCAAUGCUGCACGAGCUCUACGUGAAGCGAUGCAAAAUGAUACUUUGAAUUUAGAAGCACAAGUAGGAGUACUGGCUGUUGAACUUGGUCUUUAUACUGAUGCUGAACAUUUAUUUCGAGAAGCAAAACGUUUGGAUCUGCUAGGACAACUAUUCGAAGCGCGAAACAAGUUCAAGGAAGCAAUUGAAUUAGCCAGCAAUGAAAAUAAGAUUCGCGAAAAGACAAGCUACUACAAUUAUGCUCGUACACUAGAGCAACAAGGUAAAAUAGCGGAAGCUAUCGAUAUGUACACGAAAGCUGAUUGUCGAUUUGAAAUACCCAAAAUGCUUUUGAUGAGACCUCGAGAGCUUCUCGCAUAUCUCAAUAAUUCCGAAGAAUUGGAAAUUAAAAAUUGGCACGCCCAAUACACCGAGUCGACUGGCGAUAUGGAGACUGCUUUACAUCUUUACGAGCAAGCAAAAGAUACUUUGUCAAUGACAAGACUACUUUGUUAUUUCAAAAGAGAGGACGAAGCAUGCGAAUUAGUAACUAAAACAGGUCAUGCCGCAUCAGCAUAUCAUCUUGCUGCGCAUUAUGAAUCGAAGAAUAAUGUGACACAAGCGAUCCAUUUUUAUACAAUCGCUAAAGCUUAUACUAAUGCGAUUCGACUAUGCAAGGAACAUAAUAUGCUGGAAGAACUGUGGCCUCUGGCCAUAUUAGCGCCACGACAUUCGCAGAUAGACGUUGCCAAGUUCUAUGAGGAUAACAAUCAACCAGAUCGUGCAGUGCUGUUGUAUCAUAAAGCUAAUCUCUUGCAUAAAGCUUUAGAUAUUGCAUUUAGAACGCGACAAUAUAGUGCGUUGCAGCUAAUUAUCAUGGAUGUAAAUGCGGAUUCCGAUCCAGCUUUGAUUCGCAAGUGUGCCGAUUAUUUCAUGCAAAAUGAUCAAAUCGACAAAGCGGUAGACUUGCUCGCAACUGGCAAAGACUACAUGGCAGCUUUAGAGUUGAUCCAACAACAUAAUGUCGUGUUAACCGAAGAACUGGCGGAAAAGUUAACAAUUGAAAAAAGAAAUGACGACGAUGUGGAGCAUGAACGUUUAAGAAUUUCUACGCUUGAGAAAAUUGCGGAGAUCAGUUUCGAUCAAGGAAACUAUCAUCUUGCGACCAAGAAAUUCACACAAGCUGGAAACAAGCUGCGUGCUAUGAAAGCAUUGCUCAAGUCUGGUGAUACCGAAAAGAUCUGUUUCUUUGCGCAAGUCUCGAGAAAUAGCGAGAUCUACAUUAUGGCGGGCAAUUAUUUGCAAUCUCUAGACUGGCAGAAUCAACCAGAGAUUCUGAAAAACAUUAUCAAUUUCUAUUCCAAAGGCAAAGCAAUGGAUCUAUUAGCAAAUUUUUAUGUAGCAUGUGCACAGGUAGAAAUUGAUGAAUUUCAGAAUUAUGAGAAAGCGCUGGAUGCAUUGAAUCAAGCUAGUAGGUGUUUAAUUAAGGUAAUGACACCACGUGAUCCGGAUGUUCAUAAACGAGCGGUGGAAUUAGUCAACAAUAGGAUGUCAAUGAUUAAACGCUAUUUGGAUAUUAAAAGAUUAUUUGAGAGAGGAGAAACGGAAACGGCAAUGCAACAGGUUCGAUAUUUACUAGAUUCCCAAGGUCCUAGUCUGGAACAAUCAGUGCGUCGCGGCGAUUUAUUCGCGACAAUUACACAACAUUAUGCCAAUAUAGGAGACCUUGAAAAAGCUAGGGCUACUAUCGAAGAAUUGAAACGCUUGGUACCAGGAAUUAAUUUGAGUUAUUAUUUUAACAUAAAUCUUCUUGAGUUAUUAGGAUAUAAAAUGACAGUGGAACGGCAGGACGGUUCCGAUAAAGAUGAUGGAAUUGAAGAGCUCUUAGGAGAAUAAAGCUUCUUUAAAAACUUAAUUUUUAAUUUAAAAAAUUAAUAAAGGAUUAAUAAAUAAAAAUCAAUUAAAUUAUAAAUAUGAGGAUAUUACAUAGAAGUAAUAGACACAGACACAUAUCUAAAACAUUGCAUAUGUGGACAUCGAGGACGCCUUUGAAAGGGCAUUCUCAAUUGGCAAUUACCUCUAAAUAAGUGAAGAUUAACUCGGAAUCUGUCGAAUACGAAUCAAAUGUUCAAAAAAUUGUGCAUUUUAUAGCUCAGUAAGUAAUAUUAAGAAUGUACUGAUGCUAACAUUCUAACGUUGAUAAUAUUCCAAAAAUUUAAUAAAUGUUUCUAUUUAUUAUCUGAAUACGUGUGUAAAACCUGAAGACGAUAACCGGUUCAUGAGUUAUUCAACUUUUAAUUUUGCAUGAGUUCUUAUGAAAUAGCAGCAUAUUUUCACUUAUAUAGGGUAUCUGAUAAUAAUCGCCCCACCCGUAAUGUGCAGAUAGAACAGAUUAAACCAAGCAGGAAAAUCCUGUAUCAUUUUUUUGUAUAACGUUUAAUAAAGGAAUUAUUAUUGAGUAAAGCCUGGCCAAUCAUCGCCGAUCUUUAGUCGGGCGCACGUCAAUAAGCUGCGCGCCUGAUAGUGAGCGAGAGCGCUUCACCGUUACGACGGCACACCACCAGGCGCGCGGUUCACCGACGUGCGCCCGGCUAAAGAUCGGCGAUGAUUGGCCAGAAUUUACUCAAUAUUAAUUCUUUUAUUAAGCGUUAUACAAAAAAUGGUGAAGGACUUUCCUGCUCAGUUUAGUCUGCUCUAUCUGCACAUUACAGAUGGGGCGAUUAUUAUCAAAUAUCUUGCAUAAACGAAAUUAUAAGAAAGCAUUAUUACCAUAAAUAUUCUGAACUUUAUUUGUGAAUAAAUAAAAUACUGAGCAAAAUUUCUAAAAACACUUGAUAUUGAUCCACAAACUCAUUAUCGAGUUAUUAAUGAAAGAGUAAUACAAAAUUCCGAAAAUGAUAUUAAAUAUUAAAAUAUAUUAAAUAUAUUAUUAAUAUACGCAACAUUUUUUUUGUUUCUUACAGUUGGUUUCAGAUGAAAUUGACGUCCAAAAAUUUUUUUUUUGUUGGCGAUCAUAAAAUUUGCACAAUGUGCAAAUAUAUUCAUUUGUAAUGCCAAAAUCAUAUUAACUGGCAUUAUUUAAGUCCUUUAUAUAUAUCCGAGCAGUCCUUUACAGAUACAAACACAUAUAGUACAUAUCUUAAUCCACAAAAACAUAAAAUUUCAUCAAUUUUAAAUUAAAGUAACUUUUGUCUAGAAUUAUAUAGCCAGUACAUCCUUAAGUCACCUAAUAACAAUUAAUAAAAAAGAAAAAGCACCAGUAAUAAGAAAUGAAAAAUAAAUUUUGAUGGAGUUGAGUUUGUAUAUAAUAUGUAUAUAAUAUAGUAUAUAAUAUGUUUAAUUAGAUUAGUUGCUGUCCUUGUUGCUGUUUUUUUAAAAUAAUAUGAAGAUAUAUACUUGUAGCCACGCACGUGACCGUACAAAAUACUGACCUAGUUUACACCGAUAUACUUUAAUAUCGAUUUACUAAAUACUAUAUCGACCAAUUACAACCAUUCCAUUCUUUAAAGGAAUAACUAUGAUUGGUCAAUGUAGUACUUAAUACGUAUUAAAAUUUAUCGGUAUAAACUAGGCUACUAGGGCCUGUGUACAGACACCAUAUCUUAACGAUAGCCAAAAUAUGAAAUAUAAAAAAAAUGCAGUGCAACAAAUUAUAACGCGCGGGCAGUCGCUAACUAAAAUUUAUACCAUUACAAACGGGCAGUCAAUAAUUUAAUUUUUAAACAGUAAUAAAAUAUAUUGUGAAAUAUCGUGCGAAACCAAUCUUAACAGCUACAAAAAGAAUACAUGAUCGAAGAAAUACAUACAUAGCACACGCACGCACGCACACACACACACACACACACACACACCAUCUAAGCUCAAUUAUUGUAUUGAAUAAAUUUAGCAAGAUAAGCCAACAAAUCGAAUUUUUGGGCGGAGCCAAAAUUCUAAUUCCUUAUCUUGUGAAUCCUUUAAUUUUUUUGUACGUCAUAUCCUGACACAGUAACUACAAAGAUGUUUAAAUUUUUCAAAAUAUUUCUAAUACUUUAAAGUUAAGUUGAGUCAGAUAUUACUGGUCUAUAGGUUUAUUACUGCGGUAAACCUCAACAAUGGAUUUAUUAUUAGAAUUAAUUGCUUAUUGAUUAAAUUAAAUUAUUAUUGCUUAUUGUAUUAUAUUGUUUUUUAUAAUCGAUUAGAUUUGGACCAAAAUUAAUUCUAAUGGGACUAGCAUAAGGUUCUCUUUAUUUAAAAACUCAAAUAAUUUUAAAAUAUCAAUAAAUUUAGCUCUGUGAUCAUGUUUAUCCCUGCACUAGCAUUCUUUGUAUCCUCAUCUGUACUCCUGCACUCAUAAAAUUCUGUAUUGAAUUAAUCAUUGCUAGUACAGUUCUAACACAGCUACAAAUAACAAAUUUUUAUUAAUUUUACAUGGCAAUGUUGUAUACAAUUAACAAUAAGAAAUCUUAAGAAUGUAUCAUGUGUCGAAACAUUGACAAAAACAUGGAUUUCGAAGGCUGUUCUAUUCUUCUGAAUAUCUAUGCACAACUUAAGCACAAUUCUCUUAUUGAUUUGGAAAUUAUUUAAGUUUAAAGUUACUAUUGAUUCUUAUGGAAAAUCACGUAUCUUAGCUCAUUGACAAAUUUGACAAGGAAUAAACAUUGCCAACAAAAUAAAAAUUUACAUAUUAAAAAAAAACUCUAAUAAAUAUUUGCGCGAAAUUUGAUUUAGAUUCACUUACUCGUUUAAAAGUUAUUUACU
Cataglyphis hispanica is the source of this 7208-nucleotide messenger RNA. RefSeq names its product intraflagellar transport protein 140 homolog (gene rempA). Gene Ontology annotation, biological process: intraciliary retrograde transport. Lineage: Eukaryota; Metazoa; Arthropoda; Insecta; Hymenoptera; Formicidae. Gene Ontology annotation, molecular function: protein binding. The record is from RefSeq and is a predicted model, not a curated record. The transcript is spliced from 12 exons. Bases 48 to 4367 code for a protein of 1439 amino acids. Gene Ontology annotation, cellular component: intraciliary transport particle A; axoneme; ciliary basal body.